AUGGCAAGCUGGCAACACUUUCGUCAAAGUAUCCGUAGUAUUAUGGAGUAUCGGAAUGGCGUCGUUGCUUAAAGCGGUAUCUAGUUUUCGUUCUUUUAAACUCGCAAGCAGAUUUUCGUACGCGACGUCGAAUGUCGGAUCUUCUUUUCCUGCAGAAUGGGUCGAAUUGGCCAAAAGUCAGCUUAAAGGAAAACAUCCGGAAACGUUAACGCGGAAUACGGCGGAAGGCAUUGGACUGAAACCUCUCUACACCAAAUCGGAUUGUGCCAAUGUGGAAGAUGAACUACCCGGUAAGUUUCCCUUUACCAGAGGACCCUACCCUACCAUGUAUGCUCAGCGGCCUUGGACAAUCAGACAGUAUUCGGGGUUCAGUACCGUCGAAGAGAGUAACGCAUUUUACAAAGAGAACAUUAAGAUGGGCCAGCAGGGAUUGUCCGUCGCCUUCGAUUUGGCCACUCAUUGCGGCUACGAUUCCGACUGCGAUAGAGUGGUCGGCGACGUCGGAAUGGCAGGUGUGGCCGUCGACACCGUGGAGGACAUGAAGGCAUUGUUCGAAGGUAUUCCUCUUGACCAGAUAUCGGUUUCUAUGACCAUGAACGGGGCGGUCGUUCCCGUUCUUGCCAUGUUCGUGGUCGCUGCGGAGGAGGGUGGCGUCGACCCGGCGAAACUUUCGGGGACCAUUCAGAACGACAUUCUGAAGGAGUUUAUGGUGCGUAACACCUACAUUUAUCCUCCCGAACCUUCCAUGAGAAUCGUGGGCGAUAUUUUUGCUCACGUUUCGAAAAGCAUGCCAAAAUUUAAUUCCAUCUCCAUCUCCGGUUAUCACAUGCAGGAGGCGGGGGCCACGGCCGUCCUGGAACUGGCCUUUACCCUGGCCGACGGACUGGAGUACUGCAGGACCGGUCUCGCUGCCGGUUUGGAGAUCGACGACUUUGCGCCCAGACUCUCCUUUUUUUGGGGAGUCGGAAUGAAUUUUUACAUGGAGAUUGCAAAGAUGAGGGCGGCCAGACGUCUGUGGGCCCAUCUGGUGACGGAGCAUUUUAGUCCGAAAAAUCCUAAAUCCGCCGUGCUUCGGACGCACAGUCAGACGUCUGGUUGGUCUCUUACGGAACAAGAUCCUUAUAACAACAUAGUGAGGACGACCGUGGAGGCGAUGGCUGCCGUGUUCGGGGGUACGCAGUCCCUGCACACGAAUUCUUUCGACGAGGCGCUCGCUCUGCCUUCUAAAUUUAGUGCUCGCAUUGCUCGUAACACCCAGAUCAUUUUGCAGGAAGAGAGUGGCAUUCCGCACGUUAUCGAUCCUUGGGGUGGUUCUUACAUGAUGGAAUCUUUGACAAAUGAUGUUUACGAUAAAGCGUUUGAGAUUAUACAAGAAAUUGAAGAAAUGGGUGGUAUGGCUAAGGCCGUAGCAAGUGGAAUGCCGAAAUUGAGAAUAGAAGAAUGUGCAGCUAGAAAACAGGCUCGAAUAGACAGCGGAAAAGAUAUUAUUGUAGGUGUUAAUAAAUAUAGAUUGCCCAAUGAGGAACCCAUUGAUGUUCUCGUCGUUGAUAAUACUAAAGUAAGAAAUGCUCAGAUUGAAAAAAUCAAGAAAGUAAAAGAGAGUCGAGACAAUGUUAAAUUGAAAGAGUGUUUAGACAACUUGACAAAAUGCGCACUGACCAAAAGUGGCAAUCUCAUAGCACUUGCAAUCGAUGCAGCUCGAGCAAGAGCAACUGUUGGUGAAAUAACAGAGGCCAUGGAAAAAGUAUUUGGUCGUAAUGUUGCUUCUGACAGAAUGGUUUCGGGAGCGUACAAAGGAGAAUAUUCUGAUCAGAAUGAACUGGAUUCCAUUAGGAAGAAAGUAGAUGACUUUUUUGCACUUGAGGGCAGAAAACCUAGAAUUUUGGUUGCCAAAAUGGGACAGGACGGACACGACAGAGGUGCCAAAGUGAUUGCCACGGGAUUUGCCGACAUGGGAUUUGACGUAGACGUCAGUCCCCUUUUCAGAACACCUCGAGAAAUUGCACAAUUAGCAAUUGAUGCGGACGUCCAUAUAAUUGGAGUUAGUAGUCAGGCAGCUGGUCAUAGAACUUUAGUGCCCGAACUUAUUAAAACUUUAAAGGACAUGAAGAAAGAAAAUAUUUUGAUUGUCGUCGGUGGUGUAAUACCCCACCAAGAUUACAAUUUUCUUUAUCAGUCUGGUGUUUCUUUAAUAUUUGGUCCAGGAACAAGGAUUCCUCAAGCUGCUUUAAACAUUUUGGAAUUGUUGAAUACAUCAGAAAGAAAAUGCCAACAUGCUUGAAAUUUGUUUUAAAAAUUUUGAUUUCUUUUUUAUUGUAAAGUGUGUCAAAAAUAUUUGUUAUAUUAUUGCAACUGCAGAAAUAAUAUAAAAAUUAAUAAUUAUAUUUUGGCAUAACAAAGCAUUGCAUACAUCAAAAUUUAAAUAUGA
Centruroides sculpturatus (bark scorpion) is the source of this 2428-nucleotide messenger RNA. Its product is annotated as methylmalonyl-CoA mutase, mitochondrial-like. The record is from RefSeq and is a predicted model, not a curated record. NCBI's taxonomy places the organism in Eukaryota, Metazoa, Arthropoda, Arachnida, Scorpiones, Buthidae. The transcript has a single exon. Bases 56 to 2281 code for a protein of 741 amino acids. Gene Ontology annotation, molecular function: metal ion binding; cobalamin binding; methylmalonyl-CoA mutase activity. Gene Ontology annotation, cellular component: mitochondrion.